AUGAUGCUGGGUAUAGAAGAAAUACUCUGUGAACUUGGCGGUGGCGGUUGCGGUGGCGCCGGCGGAGGAGAGGCGGAGCAACAAGGUGGUUUGCCACCUGGGUUUAGGUUUCAUCCCACUGAUGAAGAGCUUAUCACCUUCUAUCUUGCUUCUAAAGUCUUCAGUUUUAGUUUCUCUGGAGUUGACAUUGCUGAAGUUGACCUGAAUCGCUGUGAACCAUGGGAACUCCCAGAAGUGGCAAAGAUGGGGGAAAGAGAGUGGUAUUUCUAUAGCUUGAGAGACAGGAAGUACCCGACCGGUUUAAGGACGAACCGGGCAACAAGUGCUGGUUACUGGAAGGCAACGGGCAAGGACCGGGAGGUUUACAGCAGUGGGUCGGGUCGGACCCUUUUGGGUAUGAAAAAGACCCUGGUUUUCUACAAGGGUCGGGCCCCACAUGGUGAAAAGACCAAAUGGGUCAUGCAUGAGUACCGUCUUGAUGGUGACUUUUCCUAUCGUCACACGUGUAAGGAUGAAUGGGUGAUUUGCAGAAUAUUUCACAAAAUAGGGGAAAAGAAAACAAAUGGUGGACAAAACUACCCUCACUUCAAACACCGCCAAUCAACAAUAGAAUCAUCACCCUCAAGUUCAACUCCCACCACCACUACAAUUACCAGAAAGCCCUUCCAUGAAGGUACAACACCCUUAAUGCACCACCACUCUAACCCCCCACCCCCACCCCCACCCCUCCAAAACCCAUUUCUAUUUGGUGACAACCAUCAUGAAAUUCAUGAUCAAGAACUUAAAUCACUACUAAACCUACCAUCAUUUCCAACCAUCCAAACCACCCCUAACCCCACCCUUGUUAAGACCCUACUCCCAAAUCAACCCAUUACUACCCCUGUGGCCAAACAGUGCAAAACUGAGGCUCAUUUUACCAUUCCACAACUCCCAGAUGCUAACUUGCACCGCUGGGGGACAGACUAUAUCCCCCCUCCUCCAUUGUUUCCAUUCCAGCAAGAGGAUCUUGGUGAAAUGGAGUACUACUUCAACACAUCAGGAGGAGGUGGUGUUACAAGAUUAGGAGCACAGGGUACAAGUGAUCAUAGCAAUGAGGCAAUGUCUUUUGAUAGGGUCGGGCUUAAUCAGUUGUUAUCAAGCAUUUGA
Messenger RNA from Cynara cardunculus var. scolymus (artichoke), 1146 nucleotides. RefSeq names its product protein CUP-SHAPED COTYLEDON 3. The record is from RefSeq and is a predicted model, not a curated record. Gene Ontology annotation, molecular function: DNA binding. Bases 1 to 1146 code for a protein of 381 amino acids. The transcript has 3 exons. Gene Ontology annotation, biological process: regulation of DNA-templated transcription. NCBI's taxonomy places the organism in Eukaryota, Viridiplantae, Streptophyta, Magnoliopsida, Asterales, Asteraceae.